This is a messenger RNA of Penicillium odoratum, 1179 nucleotides long. Its product is annotated as intradiol ring-cleavage dioxygenase. The record is from RefSeq and is a predicted model, not a curated record. Lineage: Eukaryota; Fungi; Ascomycota; Eurotiomycetes; Eurotiales; Aspergillaceae. Bases 1 to 1179 code for a protein of 392 amino acids. Gene Ontology annotation, molecular function: ferric iron binding; oxidoreductase activity, acting on single donors with incorporation of molecular oxygen, incorporation of two atoms of oxygen. The transcript is spliced from 3 exons.
AUGGUUCAUUUGUCCAAGUUCUUCGCUGUCGCAGCCGCAUGCCUGGCUGCCCCUGCUGUUGCUCACCCUGGCGAGAAGCAUGAUCCUCAUGUCGUGAAGCGUGAGAUCCACGCCCGGAAUGCCGCGGCUGCCUAUGCAAAGCGCUCCCUGGGCGGAUGUGAGAACAGCCUCCAUGCACGAGAGCUGGCGAAGCGCAAUGUUGCCCGUCGUGCGCAGAAAGUACAAAAUCUCCGCGAGAAGCGUGGUGUCACUUCCAAAUCUCAGAAAUGGCGUCGUGACUUGGCUGCUCUUGAGAAGUGGGAGGCCAUCAAUCACAACAAGACUGGCAUCCUCAACUAUAGCCCUGCCACACCUGAGUCUGUUGUGUUUAGCGCCAACACUAGCUGUAUUCUGACACCUACUAUCACCGACGGCCCUUACUAUGUCUGGGGUGAGGUGAUCCGCGAAAAUGUGAAGGAGGACCAGUACUCGGAUGGUGUGGACCUCUCUCUGGAGGUUCAGUAUAUUGACAUCAACACCUGCCGACCUAUCCCUGGCGCACUCGUUGAUAUCUGGCAAGCCAAUGCCACCGGUGUCUACAGUGGAAUCUCGGAAUCCGGCAACUAUGCCGCCGACGGAUGGGACAGCACUUACCUGCGCGGCAUUCAGCAAACCAACGAAGAUGGUGUCGUCAACUUUGAGACUAUUUUCCCCGGUCACUACGAAGGCCGCGCCACACACACCCACCUGUUGACUCACCUCAACGCAACCGUCUUCCCAAACAAGACUCUCGAAGUGGACACCGGCAGCGUGGCUCAAAUCGGCCAAUUGUUCUGGAAUGAGGUUCUCAGAUCCGCAGUGGAGGAUACAUACCCCUACACCCUCAACAGCCAGCCUGUUACCUCGAACGAGGAUGACCAGUGGGCCAAACUUGAGGCUGAUAGCGCCUACGACCCCUUCCCGGAGUACAUCUACCUUGGUGAGCAUCUCGACGAUGGUCUGUUCGCGUGGAUCCAGAUUGGUGUCAAUGCUACCGCAGACUACACGGAUAACUCUUACUACAGCAUUGCUGCGUAUCACGAUGCCGACGGAGGCCACGAGAACGCUGAUGACACCUUUGUUGGUGGAAGCGGCGGAGGCAGCGGGACCGCUUCUUCUGGUAGUGCUUCCGGCACGCCUUCCCCCAGCGCCUCUGCUUAA